CUGUGCGUUAUGGAUAUGCUCAACCAUAGAUGGUGUUAAAACUUAAAACCAUCAUGCUUAAUAACUACAGGAUACUUUAAAUAUGUGGUUUACAGUUAUUUAGCAUUUAUCUAUAUAUAUAUAUACAUAAAUUAUAUCAAUUAACAGAAUGUUACUCACAUAUUAAUAUGAAAUGUGUGAAAUGGAUUGUUUCCGCUAAUUCCAAGACAAAAAAAUAAAAAAGUUAAAAAACGGUUAAUCUGUGAGAGUGCAGCUUUAAGCUGAAAUUAUUAUAAGAUAUUUGAAUAGUGUAACAAUGUGUGAAUUCUUAAUGGAUCGUGCAGAGCAUAGCAGACACUCUCAAGCAUGAAGGACGAAUUAACUACGAAAAUAUAUUCGAUUUAGUUACUUUGGUGAAAUGAGUAAUCAUGUUUUUAGGCUGCUCAUGACAUUCGUGAUUUGGCAGUCUAUCGGUUACACGUUUAUACAAGUAAAAGUAAUGAAAUUAGCACACAUGGUUUAAGGCUGCUCAUGACAUUCUUGUUGGGACUGUCUAUCGGGUACAUGUGUAUAUAAGUCAGUGUAAUGAAAUGAACACACAUGGUCUAAGGCUGCUCAUGACAUUCCUGUUUGGACUGUCUAUCGGAUACAUGUUUAAUGAGUUUCUUUCGGGAAAAUGUGAUCAUAUUGCCGAGGAGGAAAACAGCUACGUGUCUGACAUUCUUCAAAAGAAUGGAGUUUUAUCCGAACAUCAUGUUGCCGAGACAAGCGUGGUUGCCGACCUUCUUCGGGAGAAGGUGAGGGUUCUAUGUUGGGUCAUGACCUUACCUGCUAAUCAUUUCACUCGGGCUGAGCAUGUGAAGAACACGUGGGGCGGACGUUGCAACAUUCUAUUAUUUAUGUCAACCGGUCGCGAAGACGCUUUGCCGACAGUCGUUCUUCCGGUUGAGGAAGGUCGGGAACACUUGUGGAUGAAAACCAAGAUGGCGUUUAAGCAUGUGUACGAGCACUUCCGGGAUAAAGCUGACUGGUUCCUCAAAGCCGAUGAUGAUACAUACGUCAUCGUUGAAAAUUUGAGGUACAUGUUAAAGGACAAAGAUGCCAUGAAACCAGUCUACUUUGGGCGUCACUUUAAGGCAGGAAAAGGCAAGGGAUUUAUGUCUGGUGGAGCGGGCUAUGUGCUCAGUAAAAGGGCCCUUACGCAGCUGUACACCUCUCUGAGUGACCCUUCGAAGUGCGAGCUGUCGACCAGAGGAGCAGAGGACGUUGAGCUGGGCAAGUGUCUCGAAAUGGCUGGAGUCAAGCCUGGUGACUCAAGGGACGGGAUGAAAGAGACGUUUCAUCCAUUCAUACCAGAACAUCACCUCAUUUCUGGAGCGUUACAAGAUAAUUUGUGGUACUGGUCGCUAAACAAAUACCCUGUAGUUCAGGGACCUGGUUGCUGUAGCGACUAUGCCAUCAGUUUUCACUACGUAAAUCCAAAUAUGAUGCAUGUACUUGAGUAUAUGGUCUACCAUCUUAAACCGUAUGGAAGAAACUUGAUAACCAACGUGAUAAAUUGUGAUGAAAUCCAUAGAACAUUGACGUGAUUUAUCAGACCAACACAGUGUAGUUGACCUUGUGUUUUUUUAUAAAAAGAAAUGUGAAACUGAUACUUUCCCUAGCAUCUAAAAUGCAUUAUAUAAAUAAACGUUCAAUAUAUUGAAGAGAUUUUUUUUCAUUUUUCUUAGCCUGAGUCUGGAAAUAAAAUUCAAUGGGUUAGUACGUAUCGAUUCUGGUGCAAAUCUGAUUGGUCGAGAGAAAUGUCACAUGAGCAGUUAGCACUGGCUUAUAAUUAUUUUGUUAAUGUUUAUCUCUUAACUUUACAAUAUUUUUGGUGGUUUUAUGUUGUUUUAUGCCACACCUGUCUUCGUUCAAUAUCACUUGACUGGUCAGCAAAAUUUUUGGCUCCUUGGCUUGGCAUCUGCAAGCAAAACAUAUCUCGAAAUAUGGGAGUUCGUAUUCCGAGCCAGUGCAAUACGGCCGUAUAUCACCCUGCUAACGAAACGCCAUUACACGUAAGGAACUAUGUCAAAAGUGACUUCAUAAAACAAAAUAGUCUUUCCAUAAACUGACACUUAUUACGAAAAUGUGUUUUUAAGACAUUUAAACCAGUUAUGAAAAUAAUAAAAGUUAAUUUCAUGCGACUAACAUGCAUUUUGGCAAUACUCCAUCCCAGUCGAAUAAAACUUUCCGGGUCAAAAUGCAGAACUAAUAUCCGUAUUGUGUCAUUAAGUUAUAAUUUUAUUUUGUCUCGUAAAUUAACAAAACUGAUCAGUAUUCAUAGAUACAUUUGAAUAAAUAUGGAUAUUUC
Mya arenaria is the source of this 2332-nucleotide messenger RNA. Its product is annotated as glycoprotein-N-acetylgalactosamine 3-beta-galactosyltransferase 1-like. The coding region runs from base 570 to 1568 and encodes 332 amino acids. Gene Ontology annotation, molecular function: N-acetylgalactosaminide beta-1,3-galactosyltransferase activity. Gene Ontology annotation, cellular component: membrane. The transcript is spliced from 7 exons. The record is from RefSeq and is a predicted model, not a curated record. Lineage: Eukaryota; Metazoa; Mollusca; Bivalvia; Myida; Myidae.